Cataglyphis hispanica is the source of this 755-nucleotide messenger RNA. It is a transcript of the gene ND-15, whose product is annotated as NADH dehydrogenase [ubiquinone] iron-sulfur protein 5. Bases 239 to 568 code for a protein of 109 amino acids. The record is from RefSeq and is a predicted model, not a curated record. Lineage: Eukaryota; Metazoa; Arthropoda; Insecta; Hymenoptera; Formicidae. The transcript is spliced from 2 exons.
AUGGUUGAUACAAUUAUAUAACCAAGUGAUUCAAGUGAUUGAAAACAUAAAUAAUUGAAAUAUCGAGGUCUUAUGUAUUUCACUGGUAAAUAAUACUGUAUAGAUCUUCGUUUUUACACGCGCGAUAAAAACAAUGAUUACUGUAUAAUAUUCUGUAUAAUCAUAUAAUAUUCUGCAAAUUACGAAAUAUAUACACAGAUUACAUUUAAGAUAAGAGUGAUAAGAGUGCUGAUACAUUAUGCUAGAUCACGAGAAUAUCACAAUAUUAAGAUGGGGUGCGCCUCUGUUUAAGGGACCUGUUACAGAUUUCUUGGCUAAUGUACGUAAUCUUCAAUGUCACAAGGAUUGUGCACAGUAUGAGCUAAAAUAUGUCGAUUGUAUGGAAGCGUAUGGUUAUCACAAAGGCAAGAAAGAAUGCAGACUGAUAUUAGAAGAUAUGUAUGAAUGUGUAAUGAAAGUAAAAAGAUUGCGUCGCAUUGAAGCGAUGCAGCAAGAGCGAUAUCGUCAAUAUAAGAAUGGUGAAAAGGAAAAACUUUGGGCAGAAACUCCACCACUCGAUCUAUUUUAAAUCAUUGCUCUUUGCUAAGACAUAUAGUUUAUGUAUAGAUGUAUUGUAUAUGCUGAUAUGAAAUGAUUAUAGAUGACAAGUUUUAUCAUCUAUAAAAAAAAAAAAAAACAGUUUAUUGCUUGCAAAUUCCUGUCUCUAUCCCUAGGAGUGUUUUGUCAAUGGAAUAAUAUUUGAAAAUCGAUAUUUA